This is a messenger RNA of Mauremys mutica (yellowpond turtle), 1006 nucleotides long. RefSeq names its product serine/threonine-protein kinase pim-1-like. The transcript has 3 exons. The coding region runs from base 1 to 342 and encodes 113 amino acids. The record is from RefSeq and is a predicted model, not a curated record. Lineage: Eukaryota; Metazoa; Chordata; Testudines; Geoemydidae. Gene Ontology annotation, biological process: protein autophosphorylation. Gene Ontology annotation, cellular component: cytoplasm. Gene Ontology annotation, molecular function: protein serine/threonine kinase activity; ATP binding.
AUGGCAAGGACCAAAGUGUACAGCCCCCCAGAAUGGAUCCGCUAUCAGCGGUAUCACGGCAGGUCAGCAGCAGUCUGGUCUCUGGGGGUCCUGCUGUAUGACAUGGUCUGUGGGGAUAUCCCCUUUGAACAUGAUGAGGAGAUUAUUAGGGGCCAGGUCUACUACCGACAGAGGGUCUCUCCAGAGUGCCAGCACCUCAUUAAAUGGUGUCUUGCCUUGAGGCCCUCCGACACGCCAUCCUUUGAAGAUCUUCUAAAUCAUUCUUGGAUGCAAGAUGUCCUCUUGCCACAGAAAACAGCAGAGAUCCACCUGCACAGUCUAAUUCAGGAGUCUGGCAAAUAGCAGCUCCUCUCAUCCAUUGGGUGUAAAAAGAAAACUUUCACCAGUGACUGUCUGCCUGUUACAUGGGAACAUUCAUAUCUCAUUCCAGAGCUCAGCUAACUGGAGAAUCUUCGGAGAGGCUGGACGUUACCAUCCAUCCCAGGUGGACUGGUCUUGAACUCGUUCGGUCCUGCCUUACUUGAUGUCUUGCCAGUAGACUUUUUUGAUGUCUUAUGGGCACAUCUGUGAGUGUCCCUGACCUGCUGAGUCCUGGAAUAUGAACUGAGCGAGGACCAGAGAAUUAGCAAGAACGUUUUGCUUGGGGAAACUGGCUGUGGAGGGGGAGGGAAGGUACUGAUUUGAAUAGCUGUCUUAUUCACUGUGUCACCAUGUUCUGAGUGCCUUCAGUUGCGAUCUGGGCUGUGCUGGGGGAAAUACUUGAAUCUUCCUACACCUCUGCUUCUCCAAGAUUCACCUGGGUUUAUUUUACAUUCCCCUUCUUAAGGAACAGGUCAGAAGCAGCCACGGGUGAAACCAAUGCACCCUGGCUAGUUGUUUCCGAGGUAUGCUGUUAGCGGGACCUUUCCUUCCUCAGCUCUUUGCCUUGAGCCUCGGAAACCAGGGCGUCCUCACAGAUGCACAAACAAUGCAACCCAAUAGAGCUGUAAAUGUGUACAGAAUUAUA